GCAAUUUCAACGCACGUUGAGCUCAUAAUUCAGACAAGUCAAUUGUAUAAAACGUAAAGACCGAGAUCUUUAAGCUUUUGUCUCCUUGAACAAAACUACACUCACGAAUCUCGGGAUCCACAUCAAGCUGCCGCAGCCAUGGUGUUUGAUGCCGAGAAGCAAUCGAUCGUUCAUGUUGAACAGAUUGGUGAUUCAUCUUCAGGUGGGCUUAGCUCACUACAAGAACCUUUGAUACAGCAGAAGCACAGCCCAGAAAACUACUCUGUUCUUGCAGCCAUUCCCCCGUUUCUCUUCCCAGCUCUUGGAGCCUUUCUUUUUGGUUAUGAGAUUGGUGCCACGUCUUGUGCUACCAUUUCUAUUAAGUCGCCUACACUAAGUGGAAUCUCAUGGUACAACUUGUCUUCAGUGGAUGUUGGUAUCAUUACUAGUGGCUCACUGUAUGGUGCCUUGAUCGGAUCAAUUGUGGCAUUUAGUAUUGCUGACAUUAUAGGAAGAAGAAAAGGGUUGAUCACUGCUGCAUUCUUAUACCUUGUUGGAGCCAUUGUUACUGCAUUAGCACCUGUCUUUCAUGUCCUGAUCAUUGGACGUGUUGUGUAUGGCAUUGGGGUUGGACUGACAAUGCAUGCGGCUCCAAUGUACAUUGCUGAGACUGCACCUAGUCAGAUACGUGGACGUAUGAUAUCACUAAAGGAAUUCUCCACCGUCUUUGGGAUGGUUGGAGGAUAUGGAAUCGGUAGCCUCUGGGUUACAGUUAUAUCUGGUUGGCGUUACAUGUAUGCGACAGUUAUUCCUGUGCCAAUUAUUAUGGCAAUUGGAAUGUGUUGGCUACCAGCAUCUCCUAGGUGGCUUUUACUGCGCUCUCUUCAGGGAAAAGGAGAUGCGGAGAGCCUUCAAGACGAAGCAAUCAAGUCUCUUCGCCGCCUUAGAGGGUCUGUAGUAGUUGACUCAGCUGCUGAACAGGUAGACGAGAUCUUGGCUGAACUUUCCUCUGUGGGUGAGGAUAAAGAAGCUACAAUUGGUGAAUUGUUUCAAGGUAAGUGUUUGAAAGCUCUCACUAUAGCAGGAGGUUUAGUCUUGUUCCAGCAGAUAACUGGACAACCAAGUGUGCUUUAUUAUGCACCAUCAAUACUACAGACUGCUGGCUUCUCUGCUGCAACUGAUGCAACUCGGAUCUCAAUCCUGCUCGGUAUUUUGAAGUUGGUUAUGACUGGAGUUGCUAUUGUAGUGAUUGACAAACUUGGAAGGAGGCCUUUACUUCUUGGUGGUGUCAGUGGCAUGGUGAUCUCAUUGUUCCUCCUGGGCUCCUACUACAUCUUUUAUAAUAAUGUACCAGCUGUUGCUGUGGCUGCAUUGCUACUCUAUGUGGGCUGCUAUCAGUUAUCCUUUGGUCCUAUUAGUUGGCUGAUGAUGUCAGAGAUAUUUCCCUUAAAACUAAGAGGCAGAGGAAUCAGCAUAGCAGUGCUUGUGAAUUUCGGCACAAAUGCGCUUGUGACAUUCGCUUUCUCACCUAUGAAGGAGUUGUUAGGAGCUGGAGUUCUGUUCUGUGGAUUUGGGGCGAUAUGUGUACUGUCUCUCUUCUUUAUAUACUUCAUUGUGCCUGAGACAAAGGGUCUCACUCUUGAAGAGAUUGAAGCCAAAUGCCUCUAAAAGGUUUCUUAUCUUAGCUCCAUUUUAACUGCUGCUUCACUUGCUUGAGGCUCUGAACGGGAAACA
Molecule: messenger RNA, 1713 nt
Organism: Brassica oleracea var. oleracea
Lineage: Eukaryota; Viridiplantae; Streptophyta; Magnoliopsida; Brassicales; Brassicaceae
Product: D-xylose-proton symporter-like 1
Exons: 14
Coding region: 139-1647 (502 amino acids)
Biological process (GO): transmembrane transport
Cellular component (GO): membrane
Molecular function (GO): fructose transmembrane transporter activity
Source: RefSeq, a predicted model, not a curated record